UUCUUGACCAACAACUUCGGUCGACGUCUGAUCUCGACCCUGACGUCCCUCGCUACCCGGCUAGACCUACACACUCUCUUUGUCGGCUACACUCCAGUCUGGCAGCGUUCGCCCUCCAACACGCCCUCCGCCGUCUGGAGGAAGAGCGGCAAGCCCGAACCGGCAACAUGGGCGACCUCCAAUUCGCGAAGCAAUUCCUCACGUCGCUGGACAACAAACCGAACAAGUACCAGCCCGACCAUGUCUUUGAUCCGACGACGUUCCAGAUGCGGCUGCCGUACACCCUGCCCAAGCUCUCGACGCCGCCGCACCCGCCGCCACCCAAAUCGGUCCCCGUCGCCGAACCGCCACCGGGCUCCGAGCCCUCGACGCCGACCAUCACGCUGAUCCUGAAGUCGCCGCGCAACCCCAACAUGACGCUCAUCCUCCCCUCCGUCCCGCCCGCGACGGCGACCAUCCACGCCCUCAAGGAGCGGAUCCAGGCGUACCUGGGGGGCGCGGGCGUGGUCCCCCUGGACAAGAUCAAGCUGCUGCUGCACAAGAAGCCCAUACCGCCGAGCAAGCGGACCGUCGCGGAGGCGCUGGAGGGGUCGGGCACCACCACGGGCUCGGACGUCGAGUUCGGCGUGAUGGUCAUGGGCGGCGCGCCGGACCCGCCGCAGACCCAGAUCACGGCGUCCCUGCACGGGACCAUCGCCGAGGCCCUGGCGACGGCGGGGGCGCAGACCGAGGGCAAGAAUGCAGGCGCCGGGGGGUCGCCGAUGCAAGGCGUGCAGACGGCGGCGCCGAGCGUCCUGGAGUCCAAGGAGUUUUGGGACGAGCUGCAAAGGUUCCUGGCGCAGCGGAUCGGCGAGCCCGACGAGGCCGAGAGGGUCAAGGGGAUAUUCGAGCGGGCGUGGAGGAGUUCGAUCGAGAAGCCUUGACCUCGACAUGGCGAGGUUUGCAUGUAGAGGUGGGCGUUGAGGAGAAGAUUUCUGCGUCGGCCGUCGGUACAGACCUUUGUCAUUUGCCAGUGUCGCCCACGGCGGAAGCGUGCCUACCUACGUACCUACCUACCUACCUACCUACUCACACGACCGGCUUCCAGCGUUUUCUUUACGAGAGCAUGCGCAAUGCAAUGUUGAUAUCGUCGCCACGAGCCUGCUAGAGACGAUAAGACCCGCGGAUCGGGAAUCACUCCACGACAUUUGUUGUCCUGUUGAUAUAGCUCCAGCAGCAUCGCAUCCCUUCCUCCUUC
Messenger RNA from Cladophialophora immunda, 1237 nucleotides. RefSeq lists its product as uncharacterized. The record is from RefSeq and is a predicted model, not a curated record. Lineage: Eukaryota; Fungi; Ascomycota; Eurotiomycetes; Chaetothyriales; Herpotrichiellaceae. The transcript is spliced from 2 exons. Bases 168 to 923 code for a protein of 251 amino acids.